This is a messenger RNA of Humulus lupulus (European hop), 1478 nucleotides long. RefSeq names its product mitochondrial outer membrane protein porin 4. Gene Ontology annotation, cellular component: mitochondrial outer membrane. The transcript has 7 exons. NCBI's taxonomy places the organism in Eukaryota, Viridiplantae, Streptophyta, Magnoliopsida, Rosales, Cannabaceae. Gene Ontology annotation, biological process: monoatomic anion transmembrane transport. The record is from RefSeq and is a predicted model, not a curated record. Gene Ontology annotation, molecular function: voltage-gated monoatomic anion channel activity. Bases 288 to 1118 code for a protein of 276 amino acids.
GAAUGUUUUUAAUUUUCAUUUUCAUCCUUAAUCCUUGGAACCUCUCUUCGUCUUCGUCUUCUUCAACAACCACAACAAUCACUGGUCGUUACUUCUUCGCCAUAACAAACCUAUUCUUUCUUUCUCUACUCUACUCAAAAACCCCUUAACCCCUAACUCUUUCUCUCUCUCUGCCGCCGCCGCCGCCGCCGCCGCUUCAGCUGGGUCCUCCGCCCGACUCACUUCACCGGCUCUCUAACCUUCUUCGCUAUCAUCAGGGUGCAGUCUGUUUUUCAUUCUGAUUAAUUAUGGGAAGCAGUCCAGCACCAUUUUCAGAUAUUGGGAAAAGAGCAAAAGACCUUUUGACCAAGGAUUACAACUUUGAUCAGAAGUUCUCUUUGUCAGUGAUUGGAUCAUCAGGACUGGGACUUACAGCUACAGGUUUGAAAAGGGAUCAAAUUUUCAUUGGUGAUCUAAAUACCUUGUACAAGAGCGGAAACACUACUGUGGAUGUGAAAAUCGAUACCUACUCUAAUGUGAUCACAAAAGUGACAGUGAGUGAUGUCUUGCCAAAUACCAAAACAGCAAUCAGCUUCAAAAUACCAGAUAACAAAUCUGGCAAGCUAGAUGUUCACUACCUACAUCCACAUGCUGCUAUUGAUUCCAGUAUUGGUCUUAACCCAAACCCUCUUUUGGAGGUAUCAGCUGCUAUUGGAUCGAAGGAGCUGAGUUUGGGUGGUGAAGUUGGAUUUGAUACUGCUUCUGCUUCAUUCACCAAGUACAAUGCUGGGAUCAGUUUGAACAAGCCUGAUUUUACUGCCUCUGUUUUAUUGACGGACAAAGGACAGGCACUGAAGGCAUCAUACAUUCAUUAUGUCAACUCCACAAAUGGAACAACAAUUGCUGCCGAGCUGAUCCAUCGGUUUUCCUGCUAUCAGAACAAUUUCACAAUAGGAAGCUCUCACGCAGUUGAUCCUUUCACCGUGGUAAAAGCACGAUUCUCGGACAGUGGGAAAGCCGCCAUGCUAUGUCAACAUGAAUGGAGACCGCGAUCAAUAAUUACAGUCUCAGCUGAGUUUGAUUCGAAGGCCAAUAACGCAUCCCCGAAGCUGGGUCUUGCUCUUGCUUUGAAGCCUUGAUCUGGGAAACCUCCUUUUGAUCCCAUUUUGCAACAUGUCAUAUUUUUUUUCAUCCAUAAUUAAGAGCUUCACUUUGAUUGAUAUAAUGGGAAGCUGAGAAGUUGGUUAAUCCAUUGAUAAAAUGUUGUAAAUGGUGGGGUAAUUGGACCCAUUUUUGGAAAGUUUUUUUUUUUUUUACAAAAAAAUAGGACAUUAUUUUUGUUGCCAAACAACAUUGAUGAUUUGGCAUUUGAGAUUAAUAUUUCAUAGACAGGUUUUAGUUGAGUUUGAUUUGUUUCUUUAAGUCACAAAUCUAAAGAGAAAGUCUUUAGACAAAUAAAAGUAUGCAUGGACCAUGUGAUAAGUUUUACUUUAUGACAA